This is a messenger RNA of Tripterygium wilfordii, 2690 nucleotides long. RefSeq names its product exocyst complex component SEC15B. NCBI's taxonomy places the organism in Eukaryota, Viridiplantae, Streptophyta, Magnoliopsida, Celastrales, Celastraceae. Gene Ontology annotation, biological process: Golgi to plasma membrane transport; exocytosis; intracellular protein transport. Bases 97 to 2502 code for a protein of 801 amino acids. The record is from RefSeq and is a predicted model, not a curated record. Gene Ontology annotation, cellular component: exocyst; membrane. The transcript has a single exon.
GCUGGCCAAGCAAACCACCUUACCACCCUGUCCCCUCUAAAUCUCCUUUUCCUAGAUAUUCUCCUUUCAGUCUCAUCCUCAACCGUACAUAGCAAAAUGAACUCCAUUAAAGGCCGCCGCAAAGUGGCCCCGGCGUCUGCAGACGGCGGAGAUUCGGGCGACAAACUAGACCAGCUCCUCCUCUCUUCCGCCAUCUGCAACGGCGAGGACGUAGGUCCCUUUGUCCGCAAAGCCUUUGCCUCUGGUAAGCCCGAGACUCUUCUACACAAUCUCCGCCACUUUUCGCGCUCCAAGGAGUCUGAAAUCGAGGAGGUCUGCAAGGCUCACUACCAGGACUUUAUCCUCGCCGUGGAUGAUCUCCGAUCCCUACUCUCCGACGUCGAUUCUCUCAAAUCCGCCAUCUCUGGCUCCAACUCUAGGCUUCAGUCAGUCGCUCUACCUCUCCUUACGUCCCUUGACGAAUAUCUAGAAGCACAAACUGUCUCCAACAACAUUAAUUUGGCUCUUAAUUCGAUAGUUCUUUGUAUCAAGCUUAUGGAACUCUGCAUCAGAGCCAAUUAUCAUCUCUCCAAUGAUAAUUUCUAUAUGGCGUUAAUAUCUGUUGAUUCUGUUGAGAGCGAGUUUUUGGACAAGACGCCGUCAGUCACGCUGAAAAGGAUGCUGGAGAGUAAGAUUCCAGCGAUUCGAUCGUAUAUUGAGCGGAAGGUGAGCAAAGAGUUUGGGGACUGGCUCGUGGAGAUCCGUGUGGUGAGUAGGAAUUUGGGCCAAUUAGCGAUCGGUCAAGCCUCCUCUGCUCGGCAGCGAGAAGAGGACUUGCGAAUCAAGCAGCGCCAAGCAGAGGAGCAGAGCCGCCUCGGUUUGCGAGACUCGGUGUACGCUUUGCAUGAGGAAGAUGAUGAGGACGGGGCAGGGAUCGGGGAUGAUGCUGGUAUCGGUGGCAGUGGUUUGUUGGGGUUCGAUUUGACUCCUCUCUAUAGGGCUUAUCAUAUACACCAAACGUUAGGCCUCGAAGACCGGUUCAAGCAAUAUUACUUCGAGAAUCGGAAACUUCAAUUGACUUCAGAUUUUCAGGUAUCAUCCAUGACUCCCUUUCUCGAAUCUCAUCAAACAUUUUUUGCACAAAUUGCUGGGUUUUUCAUAGUAGAAGAUAGAGUUUUGAGGACUGGUGGGGGUUUGAUCAACAAAAUGGAAGUCGAGAAUUUGUGGGACACUGCUGUUAGUAAGAUGUGUUCAGUUUUAGAGGAUCAGUUUUCUAGGAUGCAAACUGCGAAUCAUCUUUUGUUGAUAAAGGACUAUGUGAGUUUGCUUGGAGUGACUUUGCGGAAGUACGGGUACCCAGUAGAUGCCUUGCUUGAUGUUUUGAGCAAGCAUAGGGAUAAGUACCAUGAGUUGCUGUUAUCAGAUUGUCAAAAACAGAUUGCUGAGGCACUUUCUGCUGAUAAGUUUGAACAGAUGAUGAUGAAGAAAGAGUAUGAGUAUUCAAUGAAUGUGCUCUCAUUUCAGAUACAAACAUCAGAUAUUGUACCGGCAUUUCCUUUUGUUGCUCCUUUUUCAUCUACAGUGCCUGAUUGUUGUCGGAUUGUGCGAUCAUUUAUCGAGGAUUCUGUGAGCUUUAUGUCGCAUGGUGGGCAGCUUGAAUUCUAUGAUGUUGUUAAGAAAUAUUUAGACCGUCUUUUGAGUGAGGUUUUGGAUGGGGCACUGUUGAAGCUUAUAAACACAUCAGUCCAUGGGGUAUCUCAGGCAAUGCAGGUGGCGGCAAACAUGGCUGUCUUGGAGCGUGCUUGUGACUUCUUCUUCCGUCAUGCAGCACAACUCUCAGGGAUUCCCUUGAGAAUGGCAGAGAGGGGUAGGAGGCAGUUUCCGCUAAUUAAAGCCCGUGAUGCAGCAGAAGAAAUGCUAUCUGGGCUGCUUAAAGCCAAGGUCGAUGGUUUCAUGAUGUUGAUUGAGAAUGUGAAUUGGAUGGCUACUGAGCCUUCACAGAAUGGGAAUGAAUAUGUAAAUGAGGUGAUAAUAUACUUGGAAACUCUGGUUUCCACUGCCCAGCAGAUACUUCCAGCGCAGGUUCUUAAAAGGGUUUUAGAAGAUGUUCUUUCUCACAUAUCAGAGACGAUUGUUGGGGCUUUACUGGCGGAUUCAGUUAAAAGAUUGACUCCAAAUGCAGUAAUGGGGUUUGACGCGGACAUCCGGUUCUUAGAAUCUUUUACAGAAAAUCUGGGACCCCUGUUUUCAGAUACAGAUGCUAACCAAUUGAAAUCAGCACUUGCUGAGGCUAGGCAAAUGGUAAAUUUGCUCUUGAGCAGUCAUCCUGAGAAUUUCCUGAAUCCAGUGAUAAGGGAGAGGAGUUUCUAUAAGCUGGAUUACAGGAAAGUAGUAACAAUUUCAGAGAAAUUGAGGGAUCCUUCAGAUCGAUUGUUUGGAACCUUUGGGAGCAGGGGAGCCAAGCAGAAUCCACAGAGAAAAUCUCUAGAUGCAUUGAUAAAAAGGCUUCGAGAUGUGAGCUGAUUUGGCAUAGACUUGUAUUUUGAUUUUUACCCCAUCAAUUGUAAUUUUCAGGUGAGUAGUUUCUUACGGAUGUCCCACUUGUGGCUAUGGAUUUGAUUGUUUCAAUUAGAACAGGAGGAAGAUUAGAUGGUAUUUGUGCUAAUGUUAUGCUGUCAUUCUAUGCAAACAAAUAGAUGGUGUUUUAUUUA